GCCCCGCUGCAAAGCAGGGCAACGGAAGCUGCGCUGCGCUGAGCAUCGCGGAGGCUUCCGGUCACUGACAUCUGACCCCUCCCUCCUGCCGUCCCAGCCAGACAGGGCGCGGGGACCAUGGGUCCCUGGACCUCCAGGGCCCGGGUCCCCAAGCCGGAGCCCGACCCCCAGGAGACGCUGGACCUGAGCUGUCUGCCCCCGGAGCUGCUCCUGGUGGUGCUGAGCCACGUGCCCCCGCGUUCGCUGCUGCUGCACUGCCGCCGGGUGUGCCGCGCCUGGCGCGCCCUGGUGGACGGCCAGGCCCUGUGGCUGCUGAUGCUGGCCCGGGACCGCAGCGCUGCCGGCCGCGCCCUGCUGACACUAGCCCGCCGCUGCCUGCCCCCGGCCCGCGAAGACGUGCCCUGCCCGCUGGGCCAAUUCUGUGCGCGAAGACCCUUAGGACGCAACCUCAUCAGCAACCCCUGCGGCCAAGAAGGCCUGCGCAAGUGGAUGGUGCAGCAUGGUGGAGAUGGCUGGGUGGUAGAGGACAACAUGAAAGCCGUGCCGGGGGCCCCCUCACAGACCUGCUUCGUGACUUCCUUCAGCUGGUGCCGCAAGAAGCAGGUGGUGGACUUGGAGGAGAAAGGCCUGUGGCCAGAGCUGCUGGACAGCGGUGGUGUGCAGAUUGCCGUCUCUGACUGGUGGGGAGCUCGACACGACAGUGGCUGUAAGUACCGCCUCCUUGUCAAACUUCUUGAUGCCCACCAGAACGUCCUUGAUAAGUUCUCGGCUGUGCCCGACCCCAUUGAACAAUGGAACAACAAUAUCUACCUGCAGGUCACCCACGUGUUCUCCAAUAUUGGGAGGGGCGUCCGCUUCGUGUCUUUUGAACACUGGGGCCAGGACACACAGUUCUGGGCUGGCCAUUACGGGGCCAGAGUGACCAACUCCAGCGUGAUCGUGCAAGUCUGUCAGUCCUAGGUGAAGGCCACCAGCUUUUGGUGAGAGCCUGACUGUGCCUUCCAGGAGCUGGGGCUGUUGGCUGGAAUCCUUCAUGAAUCAAGCGCCAUGUAACUCUAGGAUCCAGUGGAGGGGCCUGCUUGGCCUUGUUCAGAGUCUUAAACACUGGAGUCCUCCGCCAGAUCUUCCCAUCUGCUCCUUGGGUAGAGCGAGGGUGCCGGGUGCCGGGUGCCGGGGUGCAUGCUCGUCUGUCACAGGGAAGUCAUAAGCUGCCUGUUUCAGUUUAUCUCUCACUGCCCUUUCCUCAGUCUUGUUCCCCCACCCUUUUCUGAGACAGGAUCUCAAGUAUCCCAGCUGGCCAAAAACUAAGGAUAGCUUUAGCCUCCUGCCUCCGCUACCCGCGUGCUGGGAUUACAGGCACGCACCAACACCAGGUUUGCGCGGAGCUGGGGAUGAGCCCAGGGCUCAGGACAAGUCGGGCACACUACCAACUAAGCUGCGUUCCCAGCAUUGCCUUCUUGUCACCUGGCUUCAGGGACUGCCUUUGUCCCUUCACCGAACCUCUCCACUCACGCUUGAACUUACGGCUAGCAAAAUUCCAGCUCCCGUGUGAAGCCAAGCUCACAUGGCUACACCCAGGUCUCCUCGUUGAAGGGUGUGAUCUGCCCACAGAAUGUCUCUAAACAAUGAGGCAGUGCCUAGAGCCCCGGCCCUGACCCUCAGGGACUUCUGUAAUUGUGUAAUAUUUAAAGUUAUUUAUCAUUUUCUCAAACAGGGAGAGAAUAAUAAUAUACUGGCAAUAUCUGUCUGCCAGUUGCACUGUAAUAAAUCGAUUAUUUUGCCUAAACUG
Phodopus roborovskii (desert hamster) is the source of this 1789-nucleotide messenger RNA. It is a transcript of the gene Fbxo27, whose product is annotated as F-box protein 27. The record is from RefSeq and is a predicted model, not a curated record. Gene Ontology annotation, molecular function: protein binding; ubiquitin protein ligase activity. Gene Ontology annotation, biological process: glycoprotein catabolic process; SCF-dependent proteasomal ubiquitin-dependent protein catabolic process. The transcript is spliced from 5 exons. Gene Ontology annotation, cellular component: SCF ubiquitin ligase complex; cytoplasm. NCBI's taxonomy places the organism in Eukaryota, Metazoa, Chordata, Mammalia, Rodentia, Cricetidae. The coding region runs from base 118 to 960 and encodes 280 amino acids.